AAAACACGCACCUUCCCACCAGGGAUCAUCUCCUGGAUAGAACGACCUCCCAUCUACAUUGAACUCGUCACUGAACACUAGCUGGUACUGCUGCCCAUCCGGGCUGGAGAACGUCCGUGCUGACGAUGGAGAAUCUUCGUCAAUCAGCUUGGGGAAAUUGGGCAUGCUCGGAAUUUUGUCGGUCCCAUUGCCCAAGCCUGAAUCCAGCCCAGGUAUCCGUGGUGGACGAGUGUAGAACAGGAUCAGAGGAUAUCCGAGGAACAACGCGACAAGACCGCCUAGAAGAAGACCCAAUGCGAUGGAAUUUGCCCAUCCCCGGCCAGACGUCCAAUCGAAGGAUGGACCUUCGUCAGCGACCGUGCUUGGGUUGUGCAGCUCAUCAUCGAGGUCCAUGUUCUUCUCCCAGUGGGUGUUGACCGUCACUGUCUUUGUCCGUACCAGGUUGACUCGUGGAGGAGCUGGUGUGCCAUCCAUUUUCACGUGCUUCAGAGCAGGAUCGAACUGCAAACGGGCGCUGAGAUGCGGUGGAUUGGGGGAGAUGGACAGCGUUGCGCACAGAAUGUCUCCACCUGCGCGCGGCAUGCGGUCUGCUUGCAGCUCCUCUGUAGGUGCGCCUGAGAAAACAGAGGCGAUCGUUGGAACGACGCGGUCGCCUGCGGUCGUGGCCCGAGAGAAAGCCGAAGGAGGCGAUUGCUGGGGAAUGACGUCUUGCGCGUCGGCAUCGUUCCUCCGUUUCAGCAGUCUGCGGGGCGCCCUGGGACGGGGAUGGGACAUCAACGGUGCUCUCAAGGUUGAUGACGUAAACUUCUUGCAUCGUGGCUUCGCGUAGGUUGAGAUGGGUAUAUAUAUAGACCGCGCCACUCGGGGGAUAAGUAGUAGUGUUCAUUCAAAAGAUACUGUACCAGAUACC
Molecule: messenger RNA, 910 nt
Organism: Mycena citricolor
Lineage: Eukaryota; Fungi; Basidiomycota; Agaricomycetes; Agaricales; Mycenaceae
Source: the annotation of a GenBank genome assembly